Messenger RNA from Bolinopsis microptera, 2738 nucleotides. RefSeq lists its product as uncharacterized. Bases 783 to 1568 code for a protein of 261 amino acids. NCBI's taxonomy places the organism in Eukaryota, Metazoa, Ctenophora, Tentaculata, Lobata, Bolinopsidae. The record is from RefSeq and is a predicted model, not a curated record. The transcript has 10 exons.
AGGGGUAGAAUGAUCACUUAGAACAAUGUACAGAUGGGACUGGCUGAUACUCUAUGUCACUGCUUUUAACUUGAUCAAAACAAGUGAUGGAGUGGGCGGGCUGAGCCCUCCAUCGAUUGUGAUAUCUCCAACACCAGACUUGUUUCCACAUUGGCAAACAACUUUUACUUUACAAUGUGAUGUCAAAGACUGGCCUGGCACUCCUGUGUUUUUUUGGAAUCGCGAUGGCUCCACACUUUACCCAAAUGCCGACAGCAAGAUAAAUUUCAGUGAAGAUAAGCAAAGUAUAGUUUUCAACGAUGUUACGCAACAACAAAGUGGCUCUUAUUACUGUCUAGCAACUGAGCCGAGAGAAUACUUGUUUGAAAUGUCAGACUCAGUUGAGAUUGCUGUUCAAGAGCCUCCACUGAUCCCUAAAAAUGUGACGGUUGUCGCAAAGACUUCAACCUCCCUCCACCUACGCUGGGAACCUCAAGGUGACAUAGCAUCGGAAUACUACAUAGUAGUACAGAAGCCUGGAAACCACGAGUACACAGCUGACCAGUACGAAGUUGUGAUAUCAAAACUCGACCCUUACUCUAUCUACUCUUUCUCUGUAUCUGCUCACAAUAUUGUUGGAUCACGUGGUAGAAGCUCUGAACUACAGACCAGAACAGAGCCAGGUCCCCCCGAGCGGAGUGUUAGAGUUCAGGGUUGGUAUCCGGACCUCAGAGAGUCUACAAGUGGUGUGGAGUGUCCCUUCAGACAACAUCAUUAACGACCAGCUGACUGGCUACGAGCUAAUGGUACACGCAACAGUGGAGAACAUUCUGGUAACCUCCCUGAACUUCACACUCAACCACACGGAGACAGUAGUAUCGGGACUCAGCCCGGAGACUCAGUACACUCUCUCCAUGGCUUUUAGAACCAGAUGCUGUGUCAGUGAUUACGAGAGCAAGGACUCUGUGACGAUGCGAGAAGGAAAGACAAUGGCCCCCACAAACCAGCCCAGAACAGAAGGGAACACUGCCCAGGACAACCUCUCUAGUGGGGCAAUUGUCGGUAUCGCUCUGGGAUGUGGAGUGUUAAUAGCGGUCCUCCUCUCUAUUCUCCUCUACUUCAGAUGUCGAUCUACAGGUCCCCUCAUCACCUCUGCUGGCAGUAAACCUAUUAACUCUUGGAAUGACGGAACUGAGAAUGGAGCUAACGACCUGCUCCUUCUUCAGAUCCCAGUCUCUCCUCCACCGGAGUACUCCAGAGCCCAGAGUGAAGCUGCCUCUAAUAACGUACAGGACGCUAGUUUGUCUAGAAGUUUCUGUUAUGAUGGCAUCAACGCCACCUCCCCUCCACCAGCUUAUCAUAGCAGAUCAUCCUCAAAUAAUGAUAACAGUUCAAUCUCCGACCUAUCUAAUGUAGACGCAAUGGAGUCCCCACUAGAGGUAAAGGAGAUGAAUGUACCAAUAAACGGUACCCUCACGAGUAACGGGCCCGUAUCUCCUAUUUACAGUGUACCGCACAGUGGGGUGUCAGCUAGUGAUGCGCCAUAUAAUGGCGCGCGACAGGGUCCCCCGCGCGACACAUGGAUCUGAUGAUUCUUUGGUAUUUUCCUUUAAGUUUCCUUGAAAUUGAGUGUGAUGAAACAUGUUGUUUGUUUGUUGAAGAAAAAAGAGGAGAUUAAUUACUAAUUAGCUAUGAUUUAUCGUGAUCAACAAAGUUGGGAGGUUGAUUGGGCUACUGAUGAUAUUCCAUUGAAAAAAGUUGAUCGUAGUUAUAUUUGUCAUGAUUGCUUUCAUGCGAAUAAUUUUAUAAUUCAGAGUUAUAUAUUACAGUACUAUAUUGUUAUUUUAAGUUAAAUUGACUUAUAUGUUAUAGUGUAUUGUUUUUAGCUACUUUUUCAUUGUACAAAAUAUUUUGGUGUUUGGGUGUCGGGUUGACAGUUUUUAUUUUGACUAAAUCUUGGUGUACAUCACAUAUAGGUCAUUAACGAUGAUGAUAUUUUAAUUUAUAGCGAAUGAAAGUGAAAGUAAUUCUAGCAGACAUGUUUUAAAUUGUUUUAGUGGGCGUUAACUUAUCAGUUUCAUUUUUACCAAACAUGGUUUUAACAGUGCUACCAGAUAAUUUAUGAGGAUGAAAUUUUAAUUUAUAGCCAUAAUCUAAUAAAGAUCACUCUAGAGGAUAUAUUAUGUUUUUGAUCAUCAUUAUAUUUUACUCAUAUAUAAACAUUUUUAUAGCUGAUUUUAGCCAGAUUUUAGCUUGAGGAUUCGCUUGAUCUUGAAUGACAUUAGGAUCAUUUUACACAAUGACAGAUUUUAGAUAUCAUGAUAAUAUGAUUUUCACGAUUUAGCUGCUAAUAUUAACUGAGAUUAUGACACAUCAUUUCAAAACAAAAGAGAGAAUACAACAUAAACACUUAAACAGUAGAGCACAGCAGAUUAUAAGAGAUACAGAGAUAUUAUUGUGUUGUUUGUUUGGGUUCUGUUAUUUUAAAUAUUAUCGGGUUGAUUCCAUUAGAUGUAAAAAUGCUAUCUUUGACCAAGAUACAUGAUGAUAAAAAACAAGAUUUACCACGUGUGUGUUCCUAUUAACUUUGGACACGUAAUCUAGCUGUGAAUCACAGCUGCUGCAUGACGAAGAAAUGUCACGUGAUUUUACAGGAACAUCACGUGUUUUUGCAGAAAAGUCACGUGUUUUUGAACUAGUCGGUAACUGUUCUAUUUAAAUGUAAUGUUCUAUUCUUUUAAUAUAUUUGUAAACACCAA